UUUACAAAGAAGAGUUUUCGACACUUAGAACUUCCGAAUUUUGCUAAAUGCCAAUAAUACAAUUGGUCAAUUUUGAAGAAAAUCUAGUAAUAAACACAACUUUUUCAUCUAAAAACUUACUUUAAAUCGUCUAAAAUUUUGAACAAAAAUAAUCAUGUGAAACUUUCAUUGCGAGAGGAAUUUCAAAGUGACAUUUUUAUGCCCAAAAAUGGAUUGUUACCUUUGUCUUGUUCAUCUAUUUAUUUCCAUUAAGGAUUAAGCAACAUUUUACUUCCAAACACAGUUUCACCAAUGAAAUGGAAACGAAUUCAGUUUAUUACAUUUUCCAUGGAAAUUCACAUUACCUGGAUCAUCGUCUAUUGAAAUAAAACUUUUGAAUAUUUCAAUGUUUAACCAUUAAUGUGAAAUAUUUUGACACAAAAAGACAAACUAAACGAUAAAAAUGUCCAGUAAAGAGAUUGAAUCUGUCCAACCAACUCCACAAACUGAGAUGGAUGCUUUACUUCUUGGUCGUACAAAGGAAUUGGCCAAUGUUGUUGAAGGCGAUGGUCGUAACUGGAGAGGAAUUGGAAUCGCUUUUCUGGUUAUUCUGGUCAUCUGUGGUAUCAUAGCAAUUGCCGUCUUCCUUCUCAGUCCAGAAAUAAUUAACCUUAAAAAGAGAACAAAAAAAGAUGAAAUUGACCUGAAUGAUUUUAUCAACGGGGCCUUUUAUCCGCGCCUAUUUAACGGUUCUUGGCUCACAAAUAACCAGCUAAUAUUUAAAGAUGAAGAGGACAACCUUGUUAUCUGGGACAUUUAUCAAAACACGUCGACACGAAAAAUCCUUGUCCCAGCAUCGCUUUUUCAUAUUCACAGUAUUCAAGAUUUUACCAUCUCAGCUGAUCACAAGUAUUUAUUAGUUAAACAAGAAAUAAUGAAGAAUUUUCGUCACACUUACACAGCAAAGUUUAAAUUAUACAGAAUUAGUGAUGAGGAGUUGUUUCCUCUAACACCACUACCUAAGCAACCCGACAUUAGGUUGCAAUAUGCUGCUUGGGGACCAAAAGGCAGUCAACUUGUUUAUGUUUACAACAAUAAUGUGUUUUACCGGGAAUCGGUUGAUGGUAAGGAUGUCCAGUUGUCUGUGGAUGGAUAUGAAUCGUUGAUUUACAACGGAAUACCUGAUUGGCUUUACGAGGAGGAAAUAUUGUCCGAUAGUAAUGCAAUCUACUGGGCACCUGAUGGUUCAAGAUUGGCUUUUAUAAAUUUUGAUGAUCGAAACGUUGAUACCAUUGAAUUGACUUCUUACAAUGAAUUUUUCCCUAAAAUCCAAGGAAUACGAUAUCCAAGGGUUGCCCGUCCCAACCCAAGGGUUCGUGUUAUCGUAGCUGAUUUGAAAACUGAAAGGUUUGAAAAGACGGAAAUUCUUCCACCGCCAGCACUGAAGGACAAAGAAUAUUAUGUCAAUAGUAUAACUUGGAUUAAUGGCACAUUCCUGAGCUGCAUCUAUUCCAAAAGAGAACAAGAUUUAUCUUAUGUUACCGUUUGUGCUAAUCGAAUCAAAUGGACUUGUGAAACUGUUUUGACUGUUGAUAGCAGAGGCACUGGAUGGACUGAGUUGAAGCCUCCAGUGUUUGACGAAUCUGGACAAAAUUUAUUCUUGAUAACUCACAGACAACAAGAUAGUCCACGACACGUUUAUCAUCAUAUAAGUCAAUUUUCUUUGCUUAAUUUCCAACAGUCUACUCCUUGGUUAGCUAAUGAGACUUUACUAACGAAGGGUUUGUUUGAAGUAACAAAUAUCGUUAAAUAUCAUGAUAAAAUUUUAUAUUAUCAAGCAACUUUACCUGGUAAACCCGGUGAAAGUCAUUUAUUCAAGAUGAACAUUACUUCACGCGAGGUCAACUGUCUUACCUGUGAUGGGCUUCAAGAUUGCCUUUACUCGAGAGCCUUUUUUAAUGACGAUGCAUCAGCAUUUAUUGUUUCUUGCCUUGGACCAGGAAUACCUCGAACAGAAAUACGGAUUAGUGAAACCAAUGAAUUAGUGACCACUCUGCAAACCAAUGAUGCCCUACGAGAAAAGGUUGACGAGCUUUUACUGCCAAAGGUGAAGUCACUUCAAGUUCCUAUUGAAGGAGGUUACAAUGCCAGUGUUAAACUGUUGCUUCCUCCUGGAUUACGUGAAGAUGAAAUUACAAAGUAUCCCUUGUUGAUCAAUGUCUAUGGAGGUCCAGGGACACAACAGGUUACCAGUAGGUUUGAUAUUGGCUGGGGUCAUUAUCUUGCUUCCCGGCGACGAAUCAUCUAUGGAAUGAUUGAUGGCAGAGGAAGUGGAAACAAUGGAGUUAACCUUAUGUAUGAAGUUUACAGGCGUUUGGGUACUGUCGAGAUUGAUGAUCAAAUUGCUGUUACAAGAUAUUUAGUCAACCAAUUUCCAUUUAUUGAUGCUAAAAAAGUCGGCAUAUGGGGCUGGUCUUAUGGAGGUUAUGCAACCACCAUGGCAUUAGCUUCUGAACCUAUUGGUCCUGAGCAUCAGGAGCCAGUAUUUUCUUGCGGUAUUGCCGUUGCUCCUGUCACUAGUUGGUAUUAUUAUGACUCAACGUACACUGAAAGAUACAUGGGAUUACCAAUUGAAAAAGACAAUCUUAUUGGUUACACAAAAUCAGAUCUCAUAUCCAAAAUUGAUAAUUUGAAGGGGAAAAAUUAUCUUCUAGUCCAUGGAACGGCUGAUGACAAUGUUCAUCUCCAACAAUCAAUGCUUCUUAUGAGAGCCUUGCAGCGUAAUUCAAUCAUGUUUCACAGUAUGAUUUAUCCUGAUCAAAACCAUGAGCUUCCACAAGUCCACCGUCAUCUUUAUCGUACCAUUGAAUCAUUUUUAUGUGAAUGCUUUGAUCUUGGAACAGUUUACGAAGAGGUUGGCCUAAGAAGAAGAAGGAUAAUUAAGAAAGAGUACUCUUGAAGGAAAAGCCAACAAUAUUCACCUAUCAUCGAAAUCCGACCAAACCUUGGGUCCAUUCUUAUGGUUGGUCUGCAAAAGAGUUGCCAAUUUCAAUUUUGUAGAACAUUGAGUUUCUUUUUUCUACUGUAUAUAACUCUACAAACCCACAAAAUACAAUUUAAGUUAACUGUUGACGGAAAGAUGGGAUAAAAGUGUUCAAUUCUAUUUUUUCCUGAGAAGAUAUUAAUUUAUUCUAGAUGCUUACAGAGCCAAGAGGAUAUCAAAGAGUAAAGUGGAAAUGAAAACUUGCAUCAAUUAAAUUAAUUGAUUUUGUUACUGUUAUAUUGUUAUAUGUCCCGAAAAAAAAUCCAGCUCAAUAGCAUCUAAAGUCAUCAGAAUUGAUAUGCCAAAGAAAAUUUUGCUGAUUAUAUUGUCAUUUAUUUUAUGAACAAAAUUUACAGAGAAAAACACUAAAUUAUCCAAGAAAAAAGUAAUCUGUUGAUCCAAUUAUGAUCGUUGUCAAAGUCAAUCCAUUUUGAAUGAAGUCAAAUGUUGUAUAAAAUAUAAAAAUAUGCCAUAAUUGAAUAUACAUGAAAUCCUGUAACAAUAUAAAAUGUAACCAUUUUUGAAUUUGAUCCAAGUAAAUUUUGUCAACUGAACAA
Tetranychus urticae (two-spotted spider mite) is the source of this 3579-nucleotide messenger RNA. RefSeq names its product venom dipeptidyl peptidase 4. Lineage: Eukaryota; Metazoa; Arthropoda; Arachnida; Trombidiformes; Tetranychidae. Gene Ontology annotation, biological process: proteolysis. The record is from RefSeq and is a predicted model, not a curated record. Gene Ontology annotation, molecular function: serine-type peptidase activity; dipeptidyl-peptidase activity. Gene Ontology annotation, cellular component: plasma membrane.